AUGGCCACCGAUUACUUUUCCACUGAUCCCAUUGUGGCUCCACAGGAUUCAUCGUCUGGACGCUUGGGCGUCAGUGGCAGUGGUGGCGGCGGUCUCACACCUGGACAUCCCAUCAAUGGAUUUCUUUCGCCCAAUUUUUGGUUGUUCCAAACCGCUUCCGAGGGCACUCAUCCCAAUCAAUCCAUGACAAACCUCUCAAGUGGCAGUGACACACCUAUGAGUGUCGGUGGUGGGACCAUUGAGACUCGUAACAGUUCCCUGAGUACGACGGCUACUCAACAAUCUCCUUUCAACUCGGCUGUCAGUAUCCCUGGAUCUACCGAUCAAUCACCUGCCAUUCAUCCCUCGCAGCUCGAAUCUGUCAACUUUACCAACCCUUUCCAUCAUCAUCAACCUGAAGGAGCCGCAUCAGCUUCUUCCUCUUCUUCAUCAUCUGUUCCUCAGGUUGGGAUGAAAUUCGAUAGACCCAAUGCGAUACACACCUCUCUCCUUGUUUCCCCCAGGAAGAGAGGUAAAGCCACUUCGCAGUCUUUGCCGACGCUUAUCACCACCACUCAGAUGGAGACCAGUAUGGAUUCGCCUGAAUCGUACGAGAUCAGUACGCCCGAUAUCAAGCCUGUAGUUCAUCACAUCAGACCCCCGCUGAGAUCAGAAGCCAAUGCAGUCGCCUCUUCAUCUUCGUCUUCAGGUCAAGGACACUCGCGUCGAACAUCGACCGCCAAGCGACGGAUGAGCUCCAUGGAUUCGUUGAUGGAAGAGCCGGACGAGGUCGACUCAGAGCAUGAACAAUACGAGAUUUCAGAAGGCGUGGAAAGGGACGGAAUGAUCUGGGGCAUGAAGGUGGAGGAUUAUAGAGCGUUGACAGCAAGAGAGAGAAAACGAGUCAGGAACAGGAUCUCAGCGAGAACAUUCAGAGCGAAGCGAAAAGAACAUCUCUCGUCACUUGAAACGACGCUCAACGCCAAAGAGACUAAACUCCGCCUGGCGACAGAUGAGGCUGCCCGCUUGAGAAAGCAAGUGGCAGAUCUCAAGAAACGAUUAUCAAAGUACGAGGCUGUCUGA
Messenger RNA from Kockovaella imperatae, 1062 nucleotides. RefSeq lists its product as hypothetical. The coding region runs from base 1 to 1062 and encodes 353 amino acids. The record is from RefSeq and is a predicted model, not a curated record. Gene Ontology annotation, molecular function: RNA polymerase II cis-regulatory region sequence-specific DNA binding; DNA-binding transcription factor activity, RNA polymerase II-specific. Lineage: Eukaryota; Fungi; Basidiomycota; Tremellomycetes; Tremellales; Cuniculitremaceae. The transcript is spliced from 2 exons. Gene Ontology annotation, biological process: regulation of transcription by RNA polymerase II.